Molecule: messenger RNA, 2243 nt
Organism: Malania oleifera
Lineage: Eukaryota; Viridiplantae; Streptophyta; Magnoliopsida; Santalales; Ximeniaceae
Product: mitochondrial metalloendopeptidase OMA1
Exons: 3
Coding region: 433-1794 (453 amino acids)
Cellular component (GO): membrane
Molecular function (GO): metalloendopeptidase activity
Source: RefSeq, a predicted model, not a curated record
AUCCUUCCUUUGGAAAGUAUGGAAUUUUAACUUAAAUAUUAAUGAAAUAGAAAAAGAUGGUCAUUUUUCACCCGUACAAUAUUUGAUUAUUUUCCCAGCAUGCGUCGCUCCUUGAUCGAACGCAUCGGCAGUUAUUCGGACACAUCUACUGCUUUGUUCGGCGGAGGCUACGUAUGUUCUAGGGGCAGCCAUCCUCUCUCUCUCUCUCUCUCUCUCUCUCUCUCUCCAGAUUUAUCUCGAUCCAGCUUCUACUGACAUUUCUCCUUGUUUCUCUUUAUUUAUUCAUUGAUUUUUUUUAAAAAAAAAAGGUAAUUAUACGUAUUUUAGUUUUAAUUUACCUGUGAAAGAUUAAGGAGAUUCCUCGGAAGAAACUGAUCCUAGAAAACAAAAGUUCCUGAUGAGCUUGGGGAUUACAUAUUUACUGUUAAGAUCAUGAGCUGGUACAGAAAAUCAAAGUUUGCAUUCGAUGGGUUUCGGAAUUUCUCCUCGAAAUUCAUGCCGAAAACCCCCAUUCGAGAGUCUUCUACUUCAAAAAUCAUUCACAAUAGUUCCAGUCUCUCUGAAACAAACAACUCUAGGCUUUCUGGGUGGCUUAUUUCUUCUCCAAUUUUGAGAAAAAAAUGGGGUUUUGAAAUUGGAGUGAAAGAGAGUCAUCCGUUUCUUGGCGGUGGGAGAAGAUACUACUAUGUGGAUCGGUACCAUAUUCAGCAUUUUAGGCCAAGGGGGCCAAGACGGUGGAUUCAGAACCCAAGGGUUUUGGUUUCUGUUAUAGUAGUGGGUACGGGUGUUUUAAUCACCGUGUACUAUGGGAAUUUAGAGACAGUGCCGUAUACAAAAAGGACCCAUUUUGUUCUUUUGUCGAGAAAUUUGGAGAGGCAGAUUGGAGAGGCGCAGUUUGAGCAGAUGAAAAAGGGAUUUAAGGGGAAAAUUUUGCCUGCAGUACACCCCGAAAGCGUGCGAGUGAGAUUGAUAGCAAGAGAUAUUAUUGAAGCAUUGCAAAGAGGCUUGAGGAAUGAGCAAGUGUGGAGUGAUCCUGGAUACGCGAUGGAGAGCGUCGGGAUGGCAGAAGGAGUUACGAAUGAGACAGUGAUGUUACUGAGAGGGAGCAGAGAAGAGAAGCUGGACGGAGUGUGGCAUAAUGAAGAUGAAAUUCUUGAUGAUAAAUGGGUGCAGCAGAGCCGGAAAAGGGCGCAAGAGCGGGGAUCACAGCCCUCAAUGCUGCAUUUAGAAGGAUUGAAUUGGGAGGUCUUGGUGGUUAAUGAACCGAUUGUUAAUGCAUUUUGUCUGCCUGGAGGGAAGAUUGUUGUGUUCACAGGUUUGCUCAAACAUUUUCGAUCUGAUGCGGAGAUAGCUACCAUAAUUGGGCAUGAGGUUGGGCAUGCUGUCGCUAGGCAUGUAGCUGAAGGGAUUACAAAGAACCUGUGGUUUGCCAUUCUUCAAUUGGUUCUUUAUCAGUUCAUUAUGCCUGAUAUUGUGAACACAAUGUCAACUCUUCUCCUACGGCUCCCUUUUUCUCGGAAGAUGGAAAUGGAAGCAGAUUACAUUGGGCUGCUUUUGAUGGCUUCAGCUGGAUACGACCCUAGAGUGGCACCAAAGGUGUUUGAGAAGUUGGGGAAGCUCACCGGUGACUCGGACCUUAGGGAUUAUCUCUCCACCCAUCCAUCUGGAAAGAAGAGGGCUAAAUUGUUAGCUGAAGCCAAAGUCAUGGAAGAAGCACUAGCCAUUUACAGGGAAGUGAGAGCAGGACACGGUGUAGAAGGAUUUCUUUUCGACAGUGAGCACACCAUCCUGUAAGCUCCUUUUUUGGUGAAAGAGAAGAAAUAUGCAAACAAAUCUAAUGGUACUGAAGAUAACCCAGACAUCCAACUUUAACCAAAUCUGUAAGAGUUGGAUUUUGCGUGCGAUUUACAGUGAAGUUCUCAUGUUGUAUAAGCAAGUUAAUUUUUUAAUUAAGCUUCUCAAAUAUCAAAAAUGAGUUUAAUGUAUAAAAUCUUAACAUUUGGGGGUAUUUUCAUAAGAAUGAAAAUUUGAGCAAAAAAUUACUUAGUUUCAUGUCAUUUUGCUUUGAAAGGUAAUUUUAGGGAUUCAAGUUCGAUUCUGCUGUCUGUCUUGCAUACAUAAAAAAGAAAAUAAGUGUCUAUCUUUGCCUUUGUAUAUUUAGGGCCAGUUACUUACUAUCUUUGUUGACUAGAUUAUGUAUUGUGCAUGAGAGAUUCACUUAUUAAAAGUUUUGGAUUUGCAAA